Tympanuchus pallidicinctus (lesser prairie-chicken) is the source of this 2505-nucleotide messenger RNA. Its product is annotated as uricase-like. Gene Ontology annotation, biological process: urate catabolic process; purine nucleobase catabolic process. Gene Ontology annotation, cellular component: peroxisome. The transcript is spliced from 9 exons. Lineage: Eukaryota; Metazoa; Chordata; Aves; Galliformes; Phasianidae. The record is from RefSeq and is a predicted model, not a curated record. Gene Ontology annotation, molecular function: urate oxidase activity. Bases 1 to 1134 code for a protein of 377 amino acids.
AUGACCCCACAGCAUUUUUCCUUCCCUCCCAUUGCAGUGUCUCCAGCACGGCAGAAGCUGUACAAGUUGGACUGUAUCUGCCCUCCAAGAAAUGUUUUAAAGUCUGUCAUAGCUGCUACUCAUAAAGACAUCUUCUCAAAGCAUUUAUCCUUCUAUCAGGACUUGGAAAUAUUUUCAUUAUCACAGAUUAAGGAUAUAGAAGUGCUCAACUGUGAAUAUGGCAAGAACACAAUCAAGUUCCUUCGCCUUCAUAGAGAAGGGAAGAAGCACUUUGUUAAAGAAGUGGAAGUGUGCACACAUCUCCGGCUGACUUCUGCUCAUGAGUAUUUGGAUGGAAACAACUCUUUCGUGAUACCUACAGACACCAUUAAGAAUAUUGUCCUGGUGUUGGCCAAAAAAAAUGGGAUCUCAAGUAUAGAACAGUUUGCUAUAGAUAUCUGCAAACACUUCAUGACAACAUUUUGCCAAGUGGCGUACGUCAAAACCUACGUUCAGGAAGUGCCAUGGCAACGUCAAUACCAGAACGGCGUUCCCCACAUCCACUCAUUCAUACUUGUUCCAGAUGGGAUUCGCUUUUGCGAAGCUGAGCAGUGCCGGAAUGGUCCUCUGGUUGUUUUUGCUGGAAUUAAAGAUCUGAAACUUAUGAAGACAACACAGUCUGGAUUUGAAGGCUUCUACAGAAAUGAACACACCACGCUUCCUGAAAGGAAUGACAGGAUUUUAUGUGGAGAGCUCUUCUGCAAGUGGUCAUACGGCGAAUGCAGAGAUUUUGAUUUUGACUGCAUAUGGGCCAAAGUCCGAGAAUGCAUCCUUGAGGCCUUCUCAGGGCCACCUGACUGUGGGGAAUAUUCACCCUCUUACCAGAAGACCAUCAACUGCAUUCAGAUGUGCGUCCUCUCCCGAGUGUCACAGGUACAGGUCAUAGAAGUCAUCCUGAACAACACCUUUUAUAAUGUGGUAGACAUGAAGGCACUAGGCUGUACCAAUGACAAAGAAGUUCUGGUUCCAGUGGAAACUCCCUAUGGUUCCUGUGCUUGCACGCUUGGCAGAAAGAAGUACUUAGAAGCACAAAGCCACAUGAUAAAAGAUGAGAAGGAAAGUCAGUUUGGACUGGUAGCUGCUCAGGGAAAGUAAACCUCUUGGCUUCCCGUGUACAUUCCUGAUAAACUUGCAGUAUGGCUUUCCUAUCAGCAUAUACUACUGGCUUCUUUCAUAUUGACUACUUUCCACUCUGUGAACUCCUAGAUUGGGAUUUCUAAAUGAGCCUCAGAAAUUCAGAUAUCAGAGUAUCUCCCUGGAACUCAGUGUGAUUUGCAGACUGAAAUCCCAGCUGGAAACAUUAUAGUUUUUAUAGUUUUUAAAUCAGCUAUUCCCAGACUUAAUGAAUUUGAUGAUCUUUAACACGUUUUUGACACACAAAAUAAGCAACUAUGUAUAUUAUCUAUUCAUAUUCCUUCAGUAAAAUGAAUAUACAGGCACAAUACCAGAUGUUUCACUGAUGUAACCUGUGCCAACCCCUUCAUGCCACACUGAUCUAGAGAGUUGAAGUUCUGACCCGACAACUGAGUGAGGAAUCAGUCAGACACUGAUUUCUUUGUGAAGGAAAUAACAAAAAAAUAAAAAUCUAACAUAUCUUCUGUACAGCAUGACUAGUUACAGCUGUUUACUAAUUUCUCUGCAUGCGUUUUGAUUGCAUGGCUGCUGCUGCUCUUCAUCAGAAUAUACAGUUACUUUAUAAUUACUUUUAUAUUAAUCAUUGAGGUGUUUGAGGAUUUGGGCUAUCUCUGUAAUUUUAAUUAAAUAGCUUUCUUUGGUCUAAUAAUCUCACCAUGACUUCAGAGCAGGCAGAAAUCAACCUAAGUAACCCUAUUAUUCUUAGGAAGAGGCAGAAAUACAGGAUGCAUUAAGAUAAAAUUACAGAACCAGCAAUUCUCAUCUCAGAAAGGGCAGCUACCACAUUUGCAAUAGAAAUCCUGCUCAACUUCUAACAGCUUCUAACCACUGCUUUCAUUUUCUCCAAGUUUCACUGUCACAGAAUUCCAUGUGACAGAGACAGCAAAUCCAAUUGGAAGUGCCCUAAGUUAUGUCUGAAAACUGCAAAUUGGUUGCCUUUGUGCCUCCUCAGCAUUUCUCUUUGUACAGAGGGUAAGCUCAGAAAUACUGAAAACAACAUGUCCUGCACCAUACUCCAUGACAGGAACUUGCCUUGGUGAACAAGAUUAACAGCUGUAAAGGGAAGGCACUGUUCACAGUCCUGAGACAACACCUCAGAAACAACAGAACAAAUGACACCACAGAGUGAAUCUGCCCCAGAUCUGCUGUUCUUUGGUCACUUGUUGAUUCUGAAAGCUCCAUUAGUGACACUGAUAGGUUUUGCUGGGCAUGUGCAUUCUUAUCUUGUUUGACUUGAUUUGUAUUGUACUUGUGGGCUUGGGCUUAUGUCUUGCUACAUCUUCUAUAUUUAGGUGCUUAUAAUUUAUUAAUUUAUCUUUCAAGGGCAAAUAA